UAUGACGUUUUGGUCGACUUCCUCAAAAAUCAAAAUGCAAGUUUGUUCUAAAUAAUUUCGUAAAUGGAGCUUGGUUAGUGCUAAAAUACACGGUAUUUCCUGUCAUAAAUUUUGUGCAUGUGAAGUCAUAGGUGUCUGAAUUGUGUUCUCCAUUAAAGGUUCAUGUUUUUGAAAGCGUGAACAGUAAAAUAAUGGCCGGUGUGUCUGGAAAUUAUCAGUUUAAAAUUGUGCUGUUGGGGGAAGGGUGCGUUGGCAAGACUUCGCUUGUUUUGCGUUAUUGUCAGGAUAAAUUCAACGAUAAACAUUUAACAACACUCCAGGCUUCAUAUCUUACCAAAAAACUGAAUAUUGAAGGCAAACGAGUUGGUUUAUCAAUCUGGGAUACUGCUGGGCAGGAGAGAUUUCAUGCAUUAGGUCCGAUAUAUUAUCGAGACAGCAAUGGUGCCAUAUUAGUGUAUGAUAUAACAGACGAAGACUCAUUUCAAAAGGUGAAAAAUUGGGUGAAAGAACUACGAAAAAUAUUAGGGGAUGAUAUUUGUUUGUGCAUAGUUGGAAAUAAAAUUGAUCUUGAAAAAGACAGACAUGUAGAUGGUGCUGAAGCUGAGUCAUAUGCAAGAUCGGUUGGAGCAAAGCAUUUAUUAUCCUCAGCUAAACUAAACAAAGGUGUUGAUGAGCUUUUCUUAGAGUUAGCCAAAGCAAUGGUGGUCACACAAGAUGCUUCUGCAAGCAAUGGUCAAAGCAGAGGUGGGCGUGGCACUUCAUCAAGAAAACGGGGUGUGGAAAUAAUAGAUGAACAGCCUUCAGGACAAACAAAGAAAGGCUGUUGUUGAAAGGCUAUAUGUUUUGUUAUCAAGUAGGAAUUUGUAUUAUAGAUUACAAUAGAUAUUUCAACUGAACUAAUUAACCUGUCUGUAACUAUAUAUAAAAUAUUAUCCACUUUGGUUUCAAUGAAGGUGAUGGAUGGUUGUGAGUAUAGCUCUUAAAGUUGUAUUAAAUUCAAUACUUCCAAAAAUUGAGUUAUCAUGAAAAGAACUGUUGGGCAGAGUUUUAGGAAUAAUUUUAAAUAAUUUUCAAGUGUCAGAAUGAAGUAUAUAAUUAGUUUAACCAGUGAUCCAUUUAAAACUUUUGUUUUACUUUGGUUUAAUUAGUGAUGGUCUGAUGAGCAUACUCCACAGGCUUUUUUAGCUUAGAUAUCUCAAUGUCAUCAACAUGUAUUGUAGUUGUAAGCCAUGUUUGUCUUUGAGAGAGCAGGACAGGAGAUUUUGAGAUACGACUUGUUGUAUUUGACGUCUUAGCCAUUUCCUCCUGUGAAGAUCUAAAAACGACAACAUAGAAACAUAUGCAAGCAAAUUGUUAUAACAACUGCAUGUUUAAUUACCGAGUGAUUUAUAUGCAAAUAAAAAUUGUAUCAUUGACUUACUUUCUUAAGUAAGUUUUUACUCAA
Dendronephthya gigantea is the source of this 1444-nucleotide messenger RNA. RefSeq names its product ras-related protein Rab-21-like. Gene Ontology annotation, biological process: Rab protein signal transduction. The record is from RefSeq and is a predicted model, not a curated record. The transcript is spliced from 8 exons. Gene Ontology annotation, molecular function: GTPase activity; GTP binding. The coding region runs from base 192 to 830 and encodes 212 amino acids. Lineage: Eukaryota; Metazoa; Cnidaria; Anthozoa; Malacalcyonacea; Nephtheidae.